AAUAAACCUAUAUGUCGACAUAUGUUCAUUAAAAAAAAAUAAAUGAAUUUUCUGAUGGUUCUCUUACCAUUAAUUCAACUAAUUAAUGUUGCCGCGGUGACUAAUGAUGAAGCAUAUUUUCGAAGAAAUUGAAAUGGAAUUUUAUCAACUAAAUACAUGCUUGGAACAAUCCAUUUGGUGAAGACAUUUUCAUUCGACAAUUAGCUAUUGGAAAAUCAAAAAGUAAAAAAUGUCUGGAUUCCUAUGGCUAACAAAACAACCAUGGAUGGAUGUCCUAUACCGGUGGUUUGCUCCUUAUCAGCUACGUUAUACUAAUGCAUUCACUCAAACCACAUUAAAUCAGAUAAAUCAUCAUCGCCGAUAUCGGUUUGAGAUUUGUCGUCGACAAUUACCAACCAUAUCUCUGAUGGUUUUGAUGGUGAUGAUCAUCAUAUUUCUUGACCACGAUGAACAGCUAACCAUAAUAUGGGCGAUUAAACAGAGCAAUGUUUUCAAUAUUUGGUUUGGUCAUCAAUUCACUCGUGUCAUUGUAUGCUGUUAUCUUAUUUUUCUUAGCUAUGGAUCCAUAAUGAUCAUGCAUCGUUUUCUACCUUUUUGUCAUAACAAAUGGAACAAUAUGGUACUGAAGGAUUUACUUGAAUAUCAUAAUCGAAAGUUGCCAGCAUGUCGAUUGCGACUACUUCGUGGUUGUGAUUCAAAUACAUUGAAGCAUAUCGACUGGACCUUGUUUGGUCUUGAGAUUAUAUUUACGCUAGCUCCGAUCAUUUAUGCAUUAGUAGCUUUGAUUGCGUCUGCUAUUUUCGUCUAUCAAUUGUACCAUAAUCCACCGGCAACUCUAUUGGUAGCAAUCAUGGAAUUAUAUGUGUUUGGAAUCGGUAUUAUAGUCAUAUUUAUAAUUAUAAGUGGUGCUCUUUGGUUAUUUAUCGAUGCAGAAUUGCGAACCAUAUACUUUCAGGAUUGUUUUAUUCAGCUUAAUUCAUUAAUGAACGCUUCGGUACGAGAUAUUCAUAAUGUACGACGACGAAAAUGUAAAUAUUUAGACCAUUCAGGCGAAUGGGAAAGACGAUUAAUGCAUUUCAUGUAUCGUCACAAUUUUCUUUGUUGGUUUCUACAGCGUAUGAAUCCAUGGUGGAAACGAAGAAAUCUAAUUUGUGUUAUCAUAACCAUACCGAACAAUGCAAUGAUGGUCAAUCUAUUGCUUUUUCAAACGUUUGAGCCACGAAGAUUUCUCGUCUUAUUUGCUUUCACCGUAUUGCAAUUAGUGUUGGCAGCCAUUGCCGAAGGAAUUAUACCGGCAAUCAAUUAUUAUGCCAUUGGUGCUCGACAAUCCAUGUACGCAUACUUGGCUUUAUUACCUCAGCACUCAGCAUCAUUUUCAGUCAGAUCGAAUCUCAAAGCAUUAAGCUAUUUGGAACGUAUCACAUCUGAUCGAAUGACCAUUGGCGUCCAGAUUGGCAUCGAGCAAUUUGUCAUCACAUAUGCUUCUUAUUGGCAGUUCAUUGGGCUUUACGUGGGAUAUUUUUUUCGAACCAUCAAACUGUUUUCGUCAAACAGGGCCUGAACCAGAACUUUGAACCUGGCUUUCAUCAUUUCAUUGUCGAUCAAUUUUAUUGUCGCUUGAUUCCUAAUUAUUGUAAUAAUAAUUGUCAAUAACACUAACGGAUUACUUAGAAAUUGACACAUGAAUUCUGUUUUUAAAAAAAAUGUUUGAAUCAAAUGAUAAAUGAAAAACUUGACAAUCAAUUAAUGUACAGGUUUCUCUUGAAUUGUGCUAAAAUAAACAAUUCUUAAUUAGUUGGCUUGCCAAUCGGUUAUAAUUUAUUCGCUAAAUAAUGGUUGCAUAAUACAAUAAAAGAGUGCAAUUGGCAAACUUUUUUUUCAA
Molecule: messenger RNA, 1882 nt
Organism: Dermatophagoides farinae (American house dust mite)
Lineage: Eukaryota; Metazoa; Arthropoda; Arachnida; Sarcoptiformes; Pyroglyphidae
Source: RefSeq, a predicted model, not a curated record